UCUCCCUGGAACCAGAUGGUUCCUGUUGGGUUGUUCUGAGGUAGAAGGUCCAGAUGUCAACUCUGUCAGCCUGCUGGGUUCUGGUUCUGGUUCUGGUUCUGGUUCUUGCUCUGGUUCUGUUUCUGUUCUGAUUCUGUUCUGUUUCUGAACUCUGAGAUCAGACGCUUCGCUCUCCUGGUUUUUCUUCAGCUUCCUGUUCUGAGUUAUUUAAUGUUUAGUAGAGUCCUGAUAUGAUGGUAUUUUCUUUAUAAUACACACUUUAAAUACCGUGAAGUUAAUAAAAUGAACCCAGAGUACCUGUCUGAGGACAAAACAGCUCUGCAACGCUUCAACACAAGGUUCCUGAACAUCUACAGGUUCCUGAACAUCUACAGGUCCAUGAACAUCUACAGGUUCCUGAACAUCUACAGGUUCCUGAACAUCUACAGGUCCAUGAACAUCUACAGGUUCCUGAACAUCUACAGGUUCCUGAACAUCUACAGGUCCAUGAACAUCUACAGGUUCCUGAACAUCUACAGGUUCCUGAACAUCUACAGGUCCCUGAACAUCUACAGGUCCAUGAACAUCUACAGGUCCCUGAACAUCUACAGGUCCAUGAACAUCUACAGGUUCCUGAACAUCUACAGGUCCCUGAACAUCUACAGGUCCAUGAACAUCUACAGGUUCCUGAACAUCUACAGGUCCAUGAACAUCUACAGGUUCCUGAACAUCUACAGGUUCCUGAACAUCUACAGGUCCAUGAACAUCUACAGGUUCCUGAACAUCUACAGGUUCCUGAACAUCUACAGGUCCAUGAACAUCUACAGGUUCCUGAACAUCUACAGGUUCCUGAACAUCUACAGGUCCAUGAACAUCUACAGGUUCCUGAACAUCUACAGGUUCCUGAACAUCUACAGGUCCCUGAACAUCUACAGGUUCCUGAACAUCUACAGGUCCAUGAACAUCUACAGGUUCCUGAACAUCUACAGGUCCAUGAACAUCUACAGGUUCCUGAACAUCUACAGGUUCCUGAACAUCUACAGGUCCAUGAACAUCUACAGGUUCCUGAACAUCUACAGGUCCAUGAACAUCUACAGGUCCAUGAAGAUCUACAGGUCCAUGAACAUCUACAGGUCCCUGAACAUCUACAGGUCCAUGAAGAUCUACAGGUCCAUGAACAUCUACAGGUUCCUGAACAUCUACAGGUCCAUGAACAUCUACAGGUCCAUGAACAUCUACAGGUCCAUGAACAUCUACAGGUCCCUGAACAUCUACAGGUCCAUGAACAUCUACAGGUUCCUGAACAUCUACAGGUUCCUGAACAUCUACAGGUCCAUGAACAUCUACAGGUUCCUGAACAUCUACAGGUCCAUGAACAUCUACAGGUCCAUGAAGAUCUACAGGUCCAUGAACAUCUACAGGUCCCUGAACAUCUACAGGUCCAUGAAGAUCUACAGGUCCCUGAACAUCUACAGGUCCCUGAACAUCUACAGGUCCCUGAACAUCUACAGGUCCAUGAACAUCUACAGGUUCCUGAACAUCUACAGGUCCCUGAACAUCUACAGGUCCAUGAACAUCUACAGGUCCCUGAACAUCUACAGGAUCCUGUUCUGACCCAAACCAGGCUGGUCCUGAACCUGAACAGGUAGAACGAGGCUGAGGUCAUAAACUGAAUAAAUAAGGAGUAAAGAUGGAACACAAACCUCAGUCUAAUGAUGAACCUGCUUCAUCCCCCUGGACCCCUGUAGACAUCAGAUUUAAAGAUUUUUAAACAUAUUGAAACAAACAUAUUUAACCUGUAACCAGCUGAUGUUUGCCUUUUGAACGCUGAUCAUUAUGAAUUCUCAUCAAACCACUUCCAUCCAGACAUCGUUUUGUUCCUCUUUUGUUCAUUUUCAGUACAUUCCUAGAAACAUUUAAAGCUCUGGUUUCUGGUAGGACCUAAUGUAAUAUGUGUCUGUUAUUAUAAUAGUAAUUAUGUUAUUAUUAUAUAUCUGUUGUUAUUAUAUAUUUAUUAUUAUUAUUCUAUGUCUAGUCGAGCUACAGACACAUUAACUAUCUACACUUUUUUAGCAUCUGCUGCAAAACAAAAACACAAAUAAUUUUUUAAUGUAAUUGUAAAUAAA
This is a messenger RNA of Acanthochromis polyacanthus (spiny chromis), 2105 nucleotides long. RefSeq lists its product as uncharacterized. The transcript has 2 exons. NCBI's taxonomy places the organism in Eukaryota, Metazoa, Chordata, Actinopteri, Pomacentridae. The coding region runs from base 283 to 1593 and encodes 436 amino acids. The record is from RefSeq and is a predicted model, not a curated record.